Phalaenopsis equestris is the source of this 924-nucleotide messenger RNA. RefSeq names its product actin-depolymerizing factor 11-like. The record is from RefSeq and is a predicted model, not a curated record. The transcript is spliced from 3 exons. Bases 294 to 731 code for a protein of 145 amino acids. Gene Ontology annotation, molecular function: actin filament binding. Gene Ontology annotation, cellular component: cytoplasm; actin cytoskeleton. NCBI's taxonomy places the organism in Eukaryota, Viridiplantae, Streptophyta, Magnoliopsida, Asparagales, Orchidaceae. Gene Ontology annotation, biological process: actin filament depolymerization.
UUAUGGCAGCGAAAAUUGCGGAAAAACAAAUUCUGAGACUGUACUCCACUGCGGAAAAACGACGCCACCUUUUUCUGCUUGUUCUUACCCUUCUUCUGCUCCUCCAAGCACCCCUACAUUUCUUCACGCAGCUUUUACGGAUCUCCAACGUCUCCUCCUUCCGAUCACAAAACCGAGGGCAUGAGGAUGUGAAUCGGCUUCUCCUUGUUGUACGCAGAGCUGCAGCAGUCUUCCACGUCUUCCUAUCCAAAUCACCCUGAAGAAAAUUCACCGUCUCUCAUAUACGUUUCGGGAUGGCUCUCCUCCGAUCAUAUUCUAAUGCUUCCUCUGGGAUGGGAGUUGCUGAUCACUGUCGGGACACAUUCUUAGAGCUACAAAGAAAGAAAACACAUCGAUAUGUGAUCUUCAAAAUUGACGAGAAGAGAAAGGAGGUGGUUGUGGAGAAAACUGGAGGUGCUGCUGAGAGCUACGAUGAUUUCUUGGCAAGCCUGCCUGAAAAUGAUUGCCGAUAUGCCGUCUAUGAUUUUGAUUUUGUGACGCAGGAAAACUGCCAGAAGAGCAAGAUUUUCUUCAUUGCUUGGUCUCCAUCCGUUUCUCGAAUUCGAGCCAAGAUGCUGUACGCAACGACGAAGCAACGAUUCAGGCGAGAGAUGGAUGGAGUUCACUAUGAGAUCCAGGCGACAGAACCUUCCGAGCUCGACAUUGUGGUACUCAGAGAUCGAGCAAAUUAAACAGUCUCUCUGCUCUUUUUGGUCCAUAUUAAAUUUGCAAGAACACAUUUAUAAUGAUUGUUGUGGUAUACUGCUUUGAAUAUAUUGCUACAUGGACAUGAUGUAUCCUAUAUGCUUUUAUGAACCGUUCUCCAUCUUUCUUCAGCUUUUGAAUACUCUUUAUCAUCAAGUAUAAUAUUGCGCUGUUUUUUUA